AUGCAUCUCCAAUCCAGCGAGUCCACCGGCCCCGGCGCCACCGUGGACGGCAAGUUCGACAACACGUCCAAGUCCUCCUCGCUGCCCUUCGGCCAAAACAUUUCCCUCUCAUCCGUCUCCGGCCCAACGUACUUGACCGCGCAGACGUUGAUCCAGCAGGUCUCGUACGCCCUCUCCUCGACCCUCUUCACAUACUCGCCAUCGUCCUGGGAUCUCGACGUCGCUGCGAAAAGCUGGUCCGCCACCGGCUCUCGCAAUGCCAGUGGAGAUGUCCCUUCCGUCUAUGCGCUCGAGACUCGUCAUGGAGCUGGCGCGAUGGCGUUGGGGUAUAUGUUCAGCCCGGACUUCGAUCUCUCGAAGCGCCACGUACCUCAAUCAAUCCUGGCUUCGGCGGCGAGUCUGGAGUACUUGCGCCCGAGUCUCGAUCAAUUGAGCUUGCUCUAUGAUGUCGCGAACCCAACAGCGCUGCAAGUUGCGGCGGUAGACUAUGCGCCAGAGACCAAGACCGGCCUGGUGACGGAUUAUGUCUCCGCACUGAAUGUGGCGGAAGAGAUGGGCAUGGGGUUGGUGGCCAGCAAGAGUGCGUUCGAGGUGCAGCAUAUGGCGCUUUUGUCUACGAUUAUGGCGAGUGUGGUGCCGGCGAUGCAUACGUAUGAUGGGAUCACGGUGGGGAGGGAGACGACGAGGGUCAUUGACGUGUUGAAUGUGGACGGGUUGAAGAAGGUGUAUGAUGCUGUGCUGGAAGGUGCGAAAGGCGAUUUGGGCAGCAAGAGAUUGACGAACGAGGGUAAGGUGGCGAAGUUGGUGCAGGCGUUCAAUGCAGAGCUGGGGACAGAGUAUAAGUGCUUCGAGUACUCUGGACACCAGGCGCCGACGAACGUGCUGGUCGUCUUUGGCACGGUCGAGUCGAGCUUGUCCGCGCAGGUGGCGGAGAAGCUGGUCGAGCAGGACGUCAAGGUCGGCGUGAUCAAUGUUCGCGUCUACCGUCCCUUUGUUGAGGAGGAGUUCCUCGCCGCCUUGCCAUCGGGCGUCCAGCAGGUUACUGUGCUCGGCCAGGUCAAGGACCAGACCAGCGUCACGGACAACAGCAUCUCCAGCAACCUUUACGCCGACGUUUUGGCUGCGGUAAACUUCCAGAGCAUGAACGUUGGCAGUGAGCCGAGUGUUUACGACAUCAAGUACGCUCGCGAUGUAGUUUGGACGGUGCACCGUAUGGAACGACUUCUUCGCCACGUUGCGACUGCGCCUGGUAAGGAAGCAGAGCCGGCGCCGCCUAUCACGCUUACGAGCGAAGAGACGAGGCAAUAUACUUUCUGGGAUGUUGAGACCAGCGUGGGCGCUGAAGCCCCUAUGAUGCUGGGCCAGCUGUUGUCUGAUGACAGCGCGUUGAACGUGACUGUUCGCAGUGGCCGCGACAAUCUGGUUCAAGGCGGCGCCGUUCGGACGGACUUGCGUUGCUCGCCUAAGAGCAUCGAGGCUGCAUACAGCGUCAAGGAGGCUGAUGUUGUAGUUGUGGGCGAGGAGAAGCUCAUCAAAGAGUUCAACGUCGUCGAGAGCUUGAAAGAAGGAGGCUCGCUGAUCCUCAAGUCCGCUGGAUGGAAAGAUGAAGACGUCGAGAAGAAGCUCAGCACACCUAUGCGCAAAGCUAUUGCUACGAAGAAGGUCAACCUGAUGGUGUUGGACCCGUCCCUCAGCGGCAAGGUUGGAGAAGAGCCAGAGAUGGAGGCAUACCUGCUGCAGCUUGCCUUCUUGAACGUCGCGACCCCAGACGUGUACGAGAAAGGCUUGAAGAAGCUCAUGAGCGCUGGCGAUGCGCUAGAGAAGCUUGCGCAGGAUCUCGACAUCGCGCUGAAGCAGAUCGAGGUGCCCGAAAGCUGGCUCACCGUUGAGUUGGAAGAGAAUGAUGCUCUGCCUCCCACUGAAGACCUGCACGUCAACAGCUUCGGUAUGGUGGACAGGACUGAGGAUGAACCGCCAUCGUACCUUCGUACGUGGGAGACUGCUGCGAGAGGCCUUGCCUUCAAGGAGGCAUACGGCACAGCAACUGCUUUGCGACCAGAUCUUGGGGUCAAGACGGCCAUUGUGCAUGUCAAAGAGCACCGCCGGCUUACGCCCAAGACCUACGAUCGCAACAUCUUCCACAUCGAGUUCGACCUCGGCGAUAGUGGGCUCAAGUAUGAGAUCGGCGAGGCGCUCGGCAUCCACGCUGAGAACAACCAGACUGAUGUUGAGGAGUUCAUCAAGUUCUAUGGCCUCAAUCCGGAGGAGAUCGUCGAGGUACCGACCCGCGACGACUCCUCCGUGCUAGAGAAUCGCACCGUCUACCAAGCCCUGAUGCAGAACGUGGACAUCUUCGGUCGGCCUCCCAAGCGUUUCUACGAGGCCCUCUCCGAGUUCGCCUCCGAUGAAGCAGAGAAGACUCAACUCCUCAUGCUCGGCACUGGUGGCAACCAAGAAGCCGCCAUCGAGUUCAAGCGCCGCGCCGAAGUCGACACGGUCACGUACGCCGACAUCCUGCUCGAGUUCCCAUCCGCUCACCCAAGCUUCCACGACAUCGUCCGCAUCGUCAACCCCAUGAAACGCCGCGAGUACUCCGUCGCUUCCUCCCAAAAGGUGACGCCCAACAGCAUCUCCCUCCUCAUCGUGACAGUCAACUGGGUCGAUCCCAAAGGCCGUGACCGCUUCGGCCAAGCGACCCGCUACCUCGACUUCCUCCCCGUCGGCGCCCCGGUGACGGUCUCCGUCAAACCCUCCGUCAUGAAACUCCCGCCCAAGUCCAGCGCACCAAUCAUCAUGGCCGGUCUCGGCACGGGUCUCGCUCCUUUCCGCGCCUUCGUGCAAGAGCGCGCCUGGCAGCGCGAGCAGGGCAUGCCCAUCGGCGACGUCUUCAUCUACAUGGGCUCUCGCCACCAAAAAGAAGAAUACCUGUACGGCGAGGAGUGGGAAGCGUACCAAGACGCAGGGAUCAUCACGCUGCUCGGCCGUGCGUUUUCGCGCGAUCAGCCGCAGAAGAUCUAUAUUCAGGACAGGAUGCGGGAGACGCUGAGCGAGAUUCGGCGGGCGUAUUUGCGGGAGGAGGGGGCUUUCUACCUGUGUGGACCGACGUGGCCGGUGCCGGAUGUGACGGAGGUGUUGGAGGAGGCGGUGGAGGUGCAGGCGAGGAGUGAGGGGAAGAAGAGGGAUGGGCAUAAGGAGAUUGAGCGCUUGAAGGAGGAGGGGAGGUAUGUGCUUGAGGUGUAUUAG
This is a messenger RNA of Saxophila tyrrhenica, 3243 nucleotides long. RefSeq names its product sulfite reductase [NADPH] flavoprotein component (gene MET10). Lineage: Eukaryota; Fungi; Ascomycota; Dothideomycetes; Mycosphaerellales; Extremaceae. Gene Ontology annotation, cellular component: cytosol. Gene Ontology annotation, molecular function: FMN binding; flavin adenine dinucleotide binding; oxidoreductase activity, acting on the aldehyde or oxo group of donors. The transcript has a single exon. The record is from RefSeq and is a predicted model, not a curated record. The coding region runs from base 1 to 3243 and encodes 1080 amino acids.